AUGGUUUGGAACCGCAUUGCGCUUGCCAGUCUGUUGCUUGUCGUGCCCGUUGCUGGCCAGUGCGACGAAGGCACCUGCCAAAGCCUCCGUCCAUAUUUCAACUGCCAGUUCGACUUCGACAGCGGAGCUGCUGGUGCGGGGAACACGAUCACAUUCGCACGUUGCCCAGACAUUGGCCGCGUUGUCGUUAGGGUCCGAUUUGUGGGUGAAGCCCACUCCGACAAUGACAAGUAUGUGAGCGCUGUGGAAGUGCUGCGGCCGUACAUGGAUCGUGAAUUUUCACAAUUGGAGCUGCCCGAAAAACACCUCGCUGACUUGUCUGCUGAAGACAGGUUUGUGGCUCUGGCUUUCUUCUCGGGAUUGGGCGCGGCCCUGCGUUCACGACCGAUCCGACCGAUCCAUCGGAAGGGGGCGAGCUAUGCCGAACUGCUUUGGCGUGAGAAAGUCAACUGGUCCAUGGCAUGGGUCUUCGACAUCGCAGGACAUGCUGCAUCGUGCACGUAUUGCUUCAACGACACGACAUUGGUGCCGCUUCUUCCCUUAUGCUUGCGCGAACCGGGCGACCCUGCGGGAGUGUGCCGCCCUAAGGUAGUGCGGCUUCCUUUCGAGCUGGAAGUGGAGGUCAUGUCCCGAGCAACGCCCAUUGUCGACGAGAUUUCGGAACUGAGCAUCUCGGAGUUGCUGGUCCUUCUGACUGGCUACACCAUGGACCUCGGGAAGAUGGCUUCCCUUACCUUUUUGCACGACAACCACAUCGGAAAUCUGCUGGUGGUCACAAGCCUAGCGGGUGCAAAGAAGAUAACCUGGCAUGACUUCGGCGGUCGAAGCUACUUUAACGCGGCCACGCAAUCGCAGUUCGCAAGCUUCAGGAAAUUCUUCGAUGAGGUUUUCGAGAAGGUGAUUGAAUCUCUCAACAGGCACAUCGACACCGCGAGCCUCGUUGCCCAGUUGAGCCGCGUAAAAUCGGAGUGGACCCUGGAAGGGAUUGGAGAUGUGGACGUCGUAUCAAAAGCGUUGGCCACGCUCGCGGAGAGCCUACAGCAGGUCAUCAUGCAAUGGGCCGAAGGCAGCAUCAACAUCCGGCGUUCGGUGCUGCAAGCAUGGAGCCGAGCAUUGCCAUCAACGAGACUUGAGGCGCUUCGUGAACUUCUGGAGCAAGGUGGGUCUGUGGGCUUCACUCGCAACUCUCGUUUUCCCAAAAGCUGUUUGGGCAGACUUGUUCUUGAGCAGUCCUGA
Molecule: messenger RNA, 1236 nt
Organism: Symbiodinium sp. CCMP2592
Lineage: Eukaryota; Dinophyceae; Suessiales; Symbiodiniaceae
Source: the annotation of a GenBank genome assembly